This is a messenger RNA of Trichosporon asahii var. asahii CBS 2479, 414 nucleotides long. RefSeq names its product histone H2A-1. Bases 1 to 414 code for a protein of 137 amino acids. Gene Ontology annotation, molecular function: DNA binding; structural constituent of chromatin; protein heterodimerization activity. Lineage: Eukaryota; Fungi; Basidiomycota; Tremellomycetes; Trichosporonales; Trichosporonaceae. Gene Ontology annotation, cellular component: nucleosome. The record is from RefSeq and is a predicted model, not a curated record. The transcript is spliced from 2 exons.
AUGUCUUCUGGUGGCAAGUCUGGCGGCAAGUCCGGCUCCGAGUCCAAGUCGACCUCGCGUUCGUCCAAGGCCGGUCUCCAGUUCCCCGUCGGUCGUAUCCACCGUCUCCUGAAGCGCGGCAACUACGCCCAGCGUAUCGGUUCGGGUGCCCCCGUCUACCUCGCUGCCGUCCUUGAGUACCUCGCCGCUGAGAUUCUCGAGCUUGCUGGCAACGCCGCCCGUGACAACAAGAAGUCGCGUAUCGUUCCCCGUCACCUUCAGCUCGCCGUCCGCAACGACGAGGAGCUGAACAAGCUCCUCGGCUCGGUCGUCAUCUCGCAGGGUGGUGUCCUCCCCAACAUUCUCUCGGAGCUCCUUCCCCCCAAGGGCAAGGGCGGCAACAAGGCCAAGAUCCCCGGCUCGCAGGACGCUUAA